This is a messenger RNA of Hyaloscypha bicolor E, 663 nucleotides long. RefSeq lists its product as uncharacterized. The record is from RefSeq and is a predicted model, not a curated record. Bases 230 to 556 code for a protein of 108 amino acids. Lineage: Eukaryota; Fungi; Ascomycota; Leotiomycetes; Helotiales; Hyaloscyphaceae. The transcript has a single exon.
AUUUAAAAUUACGUUGUCGAAAUUUAGAUCGCUUGGCAUGAUCCAAAAUUUUAUGAACCAAGAACCAAUUAACAGCAAGAUUGUUUAUUGGAAAUUUACUAAAUUCAUAAUUACGAACGAACUUGUACAAUCCGCCUUGAGCCGUACAAUCAAAAAUAAAAAGUUCCUCUUGCUUGCUUUUGCUCUUCAACUCCGACACCGUUCACCAACAACAAUCUGACGAACAACCAUGUCAUCCACCACCUCUUCCUCGAGGGAAACGAAGUACAAACUCCCAGACUACUCCGAACUCACACUCCAAGAGCUAUUAACAGCCUGUCAACAGCGCCGCCUAGGCAACGUCGGACACAAGCACGAACUCAUCCGACGCCUGGUCAACGACGACCUUGACGCUAUGCAACGACACCUACUCAACAAGGAGUGGAAUCCGACUUGCCCGCCGUUUUUGGCGGAGGCGGCGGAGAUUCGGGAGGCCUAUAGGAAUGGUGCAUAUCAAUUCUAUGUCACCAAGGUGGAGUAUUUGCGAGAGAGGAUGAGGGAGAAGAAAGGGUGUUGACCGGGGGGGCGGGGGGUCAGGUAGACUUUCCAUAGGACUGACGCGAAGCGGAGCUAACGACUAAGACCAGAUCCCUCCUUAAACAACGGCGAUUUUUAGCAGCGAUU